Onychomys torridus (southern grasshopper mouse) is the source of this 963-nucleotide messenger RNA. RefSeq names its product triggering receptor expressed on myeloid cells like 2 (gene Treml2). Gene Ontology annotation, biological process: T cell activation. The coding region runs from base 1 to 963 and encodes 320 amino acids. Lineage: Eukaryota; Metazoa; Chordata; Mammalia; Rodentia; Cricetidae. Gene Ontology annotation, cellular component: cell surface. The transcript has 5 exons. Gene Ontology annotation, molecular function: signaling receptor activity. The record is from RefSeq and is a predicted model, not a curated record.
AUGGAGCCAUGGCCUCUCAUGUUCCGGUUGCUGCUGCUGCUGUGCCUACAGGGUUGUGUCUCAGGUCCCUCCAUUGAGAACGUGUACCGGAAAGUGCGGCGGCGUGAAGGGGAGUCUCUGUCCCUGCAGUGCUCGUACAAGAACCGCCGGAACCGCGUGGAGGGCAAGGCUUGGUGCAAAGUGAAGAAGAAGAAGUGUGAGCUGAACUUCAUCCGGGGCUGGGUGAAGGGGCCCAGCUACUCAAUAAGGGAUGACGCCAAGGCCAAGGUGGUCUACAUCACCAUGGAGGCCCUCAGAGUCCAGGACUCCGGACGAUACUGGUGUAUGCGUAACACGGCUGGGAAUCUCUACCCUCUGGUGGGUUUCCAGCUGGAAGUAUAUCCAGCCCUCACAACUGAGAGAAACAUUCCUCCCACGCAUCUAACCAACAUCUUCGAGAGUGGAUUUGUCACAACGGGCCAGGUCCCCAUUUCAGGCCCUCACAGCCCUUUCACCUCUGACAUGACUGUGUUCACAUCUGGACUCCUCACCUUGGCCUCAGGGACCACCGCACCGACCCCUGUGACAAGCUUCAGCUUCACCGAAACCAGUGGUACCCUCGCAGAGCCCGGGAAGAGCAUGAAGUCCCAGCCAGUGACUGUGUCUCCUAGCAAUGCGAGGUCCUUCUCUGCUGACCCAGGGACCACUUCCACCGUGUCCAGACACCUGAGCAGUGGCUUGUCCACCACGGGGAUGUGCCACCAGUUACCUCCCAACAGGUCCCAGGAGACUUACCUCACUGUGGUGGUGGUGAUGCUGACGUUGCUUCCUGCGCCUGUGGUGAUGGUUAUGGGCUAUGGGAUUUGGAAGAAGAGGCACAUGGGAAGCUACAAUUUGGGCAGCAACUCGGCUAAGCCCUGGAUACACCUUCCGGAAGGACCAGAGACGCCAUGGAAGCCUGCUUGGUCUAAGAUAACUGAGUGA